Molecule: messenger RNA, 1238 nt
Organism: Pieris napi
Lineage: Eukaryota; Metazoa; Arthropoda; Insecta; Lepidoptera; Pieridae
Product: collagenase-like
Exons: 8
Coding region: 37-1185 (382 amino acids)
Biological process (GO): proteolysis
Molecular function (GO): serine-type endopeptidase activity
Source: RefSeq, a predicted model, not a curated record
UAAUAAGAAAUUCCGACGAUAUUAGUGGGUGACAGCAUGCUGAGCAAACUUGUACUUCUAAUAGCCCUAGCGGGGAUCGCGGCUUCAUCGACGCUUAGGUCCAACGUAGACUUUGUAGAAAAUGUAAGAGAAUACGAGCAACCCCAAGGCCGCAUUGUGUCGGGCCACGACGCAGCCUUGGGUCAGUUUCCGUACCAGGCGCAUCUAAGAGCCAUCGACCAGUCCUUCAGAAUAUUGGGCUGCGGAGGUUCAGUUAUUCACGAAUCAUGGGUGAUCACAGCAGCUCAUUGUACAGCUAACUACCGUCAAAUUACGGUUCGUGCGGGUCUCAUCGAGAUGAAUUCAGCAGAGUACAUAUCCGACUCAUGGGACUGGUACAACCACCCCACCUUCAAUUCAGACAAUCCUGGAGCUGUGCAGCUUAAUGACGUCGCUCUUAUAAAACUGACCACUCCAAUUACAUUCAGCUCAAACGUUCAAAGGGUGAGGAUUCAGCCGUCCACUGAGGCAUUCAGUGACUAUUCUGAAGAGAGACUGAUUGCUAGCGGAUGGGGAAGGACUUGGACCCAAGCUCCAGCAGCAACAACCCUACAAUGGACAUAUCUCCGCGGCGUUGACCACGCUUUUUGCCUACUUAAAUUCACAAGCAAAUUUGUCAACUCCAACACUAUUUGCGCACAAUGGUACAACGUCACCUCACAAUCCGUUUGCCAGGGUGACAGUGGUGGUCCCUUAGUACAAUACAAAGACGGUGUCCCAAUCUUGGUUGGAGUCACUUCCUACGUAGCUGGAGUUGCAAACGGAGGUUGCCACUCUGGAAAUCCUAGUGGAUUCAUUCGACCUGGUCCAUUCCUCUCCUGGUUCCAAGAGGUCACUGAUGUCGACUUCGAAUCUUUGGAUGACCAAACUACCACACCAGCACCAACUACCCCUGAGCCAACUCCAGAACCCACCCCCGAGCCUACUCCAGAACCAACCCCCAAGCCUACACCUGAACCAGAAAAGCCAGAUGAAACUCCAGAGGAGGAGGAGGAGGAGGACGACGAUGAUGAUGAUGACGAUAUCUCCGAACUAUUGAAGAAGUUACAGGUCAAGGUGCGAGUGGAAGUCAACUUAAAGAAAUACAAGAAAGUUGCUGGAAAAACUAAGGAAAUCGAACACGUCAAAUAUUUGCCGAUUGAAUAACAUUAAUUCCAAAUACGCGAUGUUUUUUUAUUAAUUAAACUAUUUACCAGAAA